Molecule: messenger RNA, 1479 nt
Organism: Sclerotinia trifoliorum
Lineage: Eukaryota; Fungi; Ascomycota; Leotiomycetes; Helotiales; Sclerotiniaceae
Source: the annotation of a GenBank genome assembly
UAUGGAAUUAAACUCCAAUCAUCAAACCAACGCCAAGAUCAUCCAUCGUAACUUCAUCAAAAGAAUAUUACGAUUUUAUGUCCCUAUGGGCAAUUUAUAACAAUAAACUCCUUACGCUAGUAUGCUUCAAGCAAAAAGACUAGCUUUUCACACGACGGUAACCAACAGCUGCGAAGCAAGUAAUUCAAACUGCCGGCAUGGCAGACGACCACAACUUGGCAUUUCAAAUCCCCCAUGAAGUCUACGAAAUUCCUCUUCGACUAGUCACAUUUCCUUUUAUGCUCCCCGAUCAUGUACCUAAUUUUUCCGAACAGGGAUGGUCAACCUUAGCUUUUUCGUCCACGGAGUCUAUUCACGUUUCAUCUCAAAAGCUGCUUCAAGCCAGUAGAUCUUUCUUUGAUCUUCCACCUGAGUAUAAGUCUCAGUUUCUUACCGGAAAGGGUACUGAAGAAGGAUGGAAUCGUGUCGAAGGGGAGAAGGAAUUCAUCACUCUGCGUGAAGCUAGUACAACACCCCCGGAAUUACUGGAUGCAGCGAAAGAGUUCUGGGAAAUUACUGGGGAUGUCUUGAAUAAGAUAUUGGGAGAAAUCGCUAGUAGUUUGGGGAUGAAAAAUGAGUUAUUGGUGAAGUUUUCUGAGCCAUGUAGUAAACUUCAGGAUAAGAGAACGGCGACUAUGAUUAGGUUAUUCAGGUAUGAGGGUGAUGGGAUAGAGGGGAAAGUGGUUUCUGAACGUAUGUUAUCAUGUUCUGUUUGAAACAAAAAUUUAAGAAAAUACUAAUUUUACCAGCACACCGAGAUCUUGGUCUCUUGAGUCUGUCAAUUAGUGACGCUCCGGGUCUCGAGGUUUUGGACGUGCAAAACAAAAGAUCGUUCCCUAUUGAAAAAUCGUAUGUGGGAAUAUCUGCCGGAACUUUACUUGUAGGGAGGGAGUUAGAGUUCCUGAGUAAUGGCAGAUACCAUGCUGCUGGACACUCGGUACGUAUAUAUCCAAAAACUGUUACGAGAAAUGAUCCAGCUGGGAAGGAGAAGGAAAAUAAACAGGAGACGAAGCUCGAAAAAUACUACAGGUACUCGAUAGUUUUUGUGUUGCGAGGUCAUGAGGACUUGGGGAUUGAUACGGAUGAAUUGAGAACACCGAUUACAGGACGAUGGAAGAAACCGAUGAAGGGGUUGAAUAUGGAGAUUCUAUAUAGGCACUUCCUGAGUAAGCAUGUCAAUAUCAAUUCGGAGAUGGAGGACAGGCAAGAGCAGAGAAGGAAGUUACAUGAGAAAUUAAAAGGGAGAAAGGGAGAGUAAAAUGAUGGUCAUGAUAUGAGGAAUGAAGGCAUGGCUCGAUCUAAAGCGACGAAUAGGAGAUAGUCGAAGGUUAACUUCAAUAGUUAAGCCUGCUGGCAUAGCGCUGAAUUAUUGGAACAUUAGACGUUGCACCUGAGAUGACCCGGCAUACCAUAGCAAGUCUACAGCUGACACAACCCUGU